Molecule: messenger RNA, 6754 nt
Organism: Saccostrea cuccullata (small rock oyster)
Lineage: Eukaryota; Metazoa; Mollusca; Bivalvia; Ostreida; Ostreidae
Exons: 8
Coding region: 70-4968 (1632 amino acids)
Biological process (GO): neuromuscular junction development; positive regulation of protein tyrosine kinase activity
Molecular function (GO): protein kinase binding
Source: RefSeq, a predicted model, not a curated record
UACUGUUUUGAGGUGCCCAAUUAAAUCAGUGCAUACCAUUCACUGCGGCAUUGUAAGAAUGGGACCAACAUGUCGGAUGUAAGCUGUGUUGUGACAGAGGGCAGAGUGAAAUAUCGAGAGGGGAAAAAGUGGAAACGGCGCUGGUGUAUAUUGAGAAAACCUUCUCCCGUAGCUGAUCAGCUCAAUGUACAGCUAUUUAAGGUGGAUGUUAAGGAUGUCCAUAAACGACAGCCCAAGACGAACUUUAAUCUGGAGGGGUUUUUUGGUGUGGAGACAGGGUUCAGCUACGACAAGGAGACCAAUGUCUUAGCCAUCAUCUGUCAGAAACAAAUCACACUCUUCUCUUUUGAAAACAGGGAUAAUCUGAUACAGUUCGAGAUCAAGAUCAGAAGAAGUCUUGGGGAAGAGGACCAAUUCAAGGUACAAGUUACUAAUGUCCCUAACAACAGUAAGCUCCCUUUGGAUGAUCUCCGAAUGCACAUUCAUGGCCAGAAGUUCUGCUUGACAAACGGAAUCCCUCCAAAAGUCCUGGCUGCCUGGCAGAUCUCCGAUUUAAGACGAUUUGGGGUCGUGGAUAAAAAGUUCAUCUUCGAAGGAGGAUCUAACUGUGGAAAAGGGGGAGGAGUUCAUGCAAUCUCCUCAGAACAGGCUGAACUGAUUAAUGAAAUUGUCAGCUUAGCGAGCCUGGGAAAGACUGCAAGCUGUAGGAAAUUCAUUAUAAGAAGAUCUCAACUGUAUGACUACCAUUUGGAUCCAGUCAGCAGUUCUUUUAAUGAUAAUAGCCAGUUCAGGGACUUUCAGAGCUGGACAACUGCUGGGGAACAAUUGUACCUGGAAGAUAAGAGGUCCAAGCGCCACUCUCUUAGUUUUACUGAUUUCUCUCAUGCAUCUGCUUACAACGAAAAGCUCCUGAAAUACAAAACUGAACUAGAGUUGGAGAAAAGGAAAUACCUCAAAUACUUCCUGUACGAUGUACCUCCUAGCCGUGUAAGGAAAGUGGACAAUUGUAGUCUUUAUCUCAAUACCAAACAUUUUCAACAGCCCGACCAUUUCUCAUCUCAAAACUCUCAGGAAGUUAAAAAUGUCUCAAAUAUCUUGUCUCAUAAACUCAGCAAAGAAUGUGUAGACAACAGAAUUGAACAGUGGAUCGAGGCCGAGGCCUGUAUGAGCUCUGCUAGUGGACCGAGUUCUGAAUCUCAGAUGAGUAUAUCCUCGGGAGACAAUUCGGUGUCCACUCUGGGACAGAUGGUGAAAGUGUCGGCCAGUGCCCCCUCCCUCUGUGGCUAUGGUGUUUAUAGCUGUAAUGGCGAGAACAGUAAGUCAUUGUCUGUCACCUCAGUGCCAUCUAGAAUUGAGGAGGAGUCAGAGAGUUGUAGGCGGCUAGAGCUGGAAAAUCUACAGAAAUCUGAGCAAGAGCUGCAAAGGGAGAUAAGCCUUCUAGAGGAAAUCAUGAAGGGUGUAAAAGAAAAGCCUACAGAGAAAAAACAGGAAUCCCUGAAAGAAAAACCACCACCUUUACCCAGGAAAAAAUCUAAAAAUAACCGCCGUGCCACCCUUAGUCCCCGACAUGAUCGCUACUCCACAAUAAGUUCUCAGGGUAGCAUUUCUGGUUAUUCAGACAGUGUUUUGUUGAGUCCCAAUCUGGUGUCAAGGUUACGCAAAAUACCCUCUCAUUCCAAAAUGUCUGCUCCGCUUCCUUACGUCAAUUUGGACAAGUAUGAUGGUGGUGUACAGGUGGAUAAAUGUCAUGUGUAUGUUAGGAAUCAGUCAGAUGAUGACACCUGCAGUAUCAUCUCUCAGAGAAGUUACGAAAGUGAAUCAAAAUCUCCAAAAGAUCGAAUGAGUGCAAAAGCUAAGAUGGGUUAUGGGAAAAGGACUGAUAGAGAAUCUCAGAAACUUCCUAUUGAUCUCCCUGAAUCAAACUAUGCAAACACAGAAUGCAUUUACGCAAAUGAUUAUGCUGCCAUAGAAGCCUCUCGACAACCGCCAGCACUGCCUCCAAAAGGACCAGCUCUUCUGAGUAAGAGUAGACCCCUUUGUCCACCUCCUGUCCCUCCAGGCAGACACAGAGCUCAUUUGAAUAAAAGAAAUAAGUAUUCCUCACAAUAUUCAAGUCCACGACAAGGUAUCAACCCAGUGAUGAAUCCAAAAAGAGAGCAAAAUUAUUUCUUGAUGGCUGGAGUUGAUUCAUCACCUAGCAGCAGAAGACGAUCUGAAAUUGGGCUCCAUACACCAAGAGGAAGUUCAUCAGAGCUGUCCGAUUAUAAGGAUGGGCCACUGAAAGUGAGGCUUCCUAAACGUUCUCCUUCUGCAGCUGGGAAGGAAAAUCUAAACCCUGAUGAUACUUGUGGUUACAUGGAUAUGAGCGGAAUGUUCGAAGAUGAAAGGGUGACAAUGAAAUCCAAAGAUGAGGUCGAAUCUUCUACAUCCUCUCCUCAGAAAGUGUACACAAGAUCCAGUAGUGCUUCCUCUAUCUCUGAAAAUAUCUUCUUCAGACCAGUGUUUCAGCAUUCACUCAGUUUAACUGACACUCCAAACACACCAGUCAGAGAAGAAAACUAUUUACUUAUGCAUCAUCUCACUAGUCCAAAGAAAUCUGUGCUCGAAAACCUACAGUCCCUGCAAAGUUAUGUUAGCAAUACCAAGGCAGUAAGAGACUCUGUUAUUGAGGGUGAUGACCCAUCAGCUUCACCAAAAAUCUCCAGACGCAAUUCUGAAGAAGAAGCAUCAAAACAAAAUACAUCUUCUGAAAAUGCCAAAGAAAUCUUGAAGGGGAAGUCUUCUUUGCCUUUCCCAAACUUGAUCAACUUCCAGAAACACAAUAUUCUAACAAGUUCUGAGGAUGUUCAUAAAAGUGCCAGUGCAACAUCAGUGCAAUCUGUUAAUAGUGACAAAAGUACUGAAAAUUCAGGAAAAAGUCCUGGAUUUCUGACAAGAUUGAUCAGAAGAAAUUCAGGGAACAGGAAAAGUAUGUCUCAGAGUCAAGAAAAUCUUUUGAACUCAAGUUCAAGUGAAAGUUGCCUAGACAAAACUCUAAGCAACAUUUAUGGAAGCAGAGACAAUGCAAAUGGGAAGGACAUUUCAACAUCAAGUGUAGCUUCAACAAACAGUAGCAGUGGUGGCCAAAGUCAGUCUGAAAUGCUGGAAAGAAGACGUUCCUCCAGCUUUCCAAACAGAUCUAGUUUUAUGGAGAUGAAUGCUUCCAAAGACAAUUUUCAUCAAACCUCACAAGAUUCAUUUAACUCUAAUGGGACCACUGAUGAACACAGUCAAUUGAUUGGACCACAGCAAUCAGAACAGACAAAGGACACAGACAGUUGUGAAUCCAGUUCCACCAAUAGAACUGGGUACACAGGGCCUUGUGAUGGACAGACAGAUUCAGAGGAUUCAGCAUCAAAAAGUAAAUCAGAAGGAAAAUGUCUGUCUCCAAAAUCUUUUCAAAAGUUUCGCAAAACACAGGAGAUGGGAAUUUUCACAGUGUUAAGAGUGGAUGAACCUUCAUAUAAAAUGCCACUUUGUCAGACUUCUAGCAAAACAGAUGAUGAAAAACUUAUUGACCUCAUGAAAUAUUCGAAGGUGAAGGACUACUAUGGAGACACAGAUUCUGAAAAAACUAAUUCAUUGAAAUCUGAUGACUUUAAGCUGAAUAUGUGUCCCAAAAAAGCUUUUUCACCAUACGAAGAAGCAGCAGCCAUUGCAAAGUAUGUAGCUUCAUUACCACCAUUUAUACCUCCGAAGCAAAAGAGCUACCCUUGUUCUGCAUUGUCUCCUGUUUUGGAAAGUGCACCUUCUCUUGGGAAAGAGGAAGUCUUGAAAGAAGAUAAUACUUUAGACAAUAAGAGUAUUUCCUCAUUCAGAUCUGAGCACAGCUAUGCUAUGAUUGCUCCCAGUGACCAAGAUGAUGCUAAACCUGGUGAAAAAGUAGAAGAAUCAAUAUGGGUGCCAAGACAAGCAGUGAAGGAAAGAUCACCUGCAUCUGUAAGCAGCACUGUGGAGGACCAGGAAUCUAAGUCAACAGCAGUAGUUGUAGAGUUGGACCAUGACAGCCCCUCUGAUGAUGAAAUUUCUCUGUCUUCUUCCUACUCGGACAGUGUUAGCAGUGAAAGUGCAUUACGGAACAGUGCAGCCUACACUUACAUGAGACCAAGAGCAGGCAAUUGCUACGUAGUUCUGGAGAGGAAGCGGCCACUAAAUGAAAGUCUCAGUUCUAGUCCCUCACAAACUCCCAAUUCUCCCUCUGUGAAUUCCAGCGUGUUUACUUUUGAUCAAGUGUCCCAGUUCAGCUCUUUCAGCAGGGAAAGAGAUUCUCCCAAUUUACCAAAGUUUUCUCGUUCAGAGAGUAUGCACUCAAAAUUUUCAGAAAGAACUAGUUCUCACAAAAUGUCCUACAUGAACAUUGACCUGACACCACCUUCAUCGCCUCCAUUUUCCCAGUCACUUUCUCUUCCAGCAGAGCAACUGGAACGUCAGUUAAAUUAUGCCGAGAUUGACCUCCGAGAGAAGCCCACACGUAAAAGCAGAAAGUCUUCCCAAAAGUCCCUCAAAAUGCAGAAGUCUACUUCCAUUGAAUAUGCCAUGAUUGACAUGCAAGCCACCAUUGCCAUUCAAAGAGCUGGUCAAGAGCACAAGAUGUCCCGUGUGGACAGCUUGAAAAGAUGUGACCAGAAACUGUCUUUGUCCAUCCCAGAACAGGGGACAGACACCGAAGAUGUUCCAGAACCAUCCCCCUCCAGCACCAAAGAUGAAACAGUCUCAAAGGAAGAGAGUACCUUCCUUACAACACACAAAUACGUCAAUGUUCCACCGCCAAAGGAAGAGAAAGUUGAAGAGGAGGAAAAGGAUGAACAUGAUGAUCUUCCAGAGAAAAUUCUGCUGCCAAUCAGAGAGAACCAGGACACGUCUAGUAGUGAGAGUGAGGCUGAGGAAGACUCAGAUUCCUCCGAUGGUGAAGUCAUCAUCUAUGAGUAGAAGAUGAUGGAAUGAUAAGAAUUAUUUAUUCUUUAUAUUUUUUACCAGAUGCAAGUAGGCUGUGCCAAAAAAUUUUGUCAUAAAAGAGAUAUGCACCAAUAUGUUGGACAUGAAAGAAAGUGUCCUAUUGAUUUGUUGAUCAUGAUUAUUCUGAUUAAUGGAUUUUCAUAAUGUAUAUUUUUUGUUUUGAAAAUAAGGAUAUUUUCAAUUGAAUAAAAUACAGAUUUUUUUCAAUAUUUUUGAAGCUUUUCAGAAGUCUUCCAAAUGAUUUCUUUGUAUAUUGAGUAAUAUAAAGAUUCAGAGUUUAGACCAGCGAAAGCAUGUUACUUAAGUUAUUUGUAGACCAAAACCAUUGAUAGAAGAGCUGCUGUUCUUUGAAUAACCAUUUAUGCAAACAAACCACAAUCUGAACAAAUGACAUGACCACUGGGCUGGUAUUUUAUACAUACUUUGAAUAUUUUUCCUAGUGCUUUAACUGUAGGAACAUGAUGAAAAAAAUAUCUUUUUAAUUUACAAUGACAAAUUGAUUUUGUAGUUUUGUUUUUCAUGUAUAUUUUUUAGAAGAACAUUAUAACAUCAUCAAAAAUGUUGAGGUUGAAGUAUUUUUAAGGUUGUAUUUCCUUAUAUUUCUAAGGGACUAGAUUGCCAAAUAGAUUAUACACAGCUGCCAAAAUAUUUUCCUUACUUUGUGUGUGAUUGUUGUUUAGUAUUUUGUUAUUGUUGUGGACCAUAGAAAAAGGACUUCAUUUAAUAUUUAAUGGUUGUAUUAAAAGAGGCAUAAUGUGUGGAACAUUUUUUUUCAAGGUGCUAUUUAUUCCAUAAAAAUCAUCCAAAUAUGCCCUCAUUUUGCAGGGAUCUUUUAAAGCAUGUGUCAUUAAUUUUCUGUUGUUGCAUGAUAGAACUAGUGGUCAUUCAAUAUUUUCAUGUGUAGUUAUCAUGUGGUCUUUUUCAGCUGUUAACAAAAACAUGGAAUUUUCUUACUUCAAUAUCUAAAAAGUAGUGCAUGAAACAAUACCUCAAACUGACUGCUGAGUAAAAACUUGAAGCUAUGCAACACUUAAUGCUGUUUUAAAUCCUGAAUUGGUAGAUCAAGUGAGCUUUUCUGAUCAGAGUUCUUUGACUUCUAUAUGUCUGUACAUGUUUAUUACUGAAAUAUUUCAUUUUCUCCAACUAUUUCAAUCAAUCUGCAAAUUUUAAUUAUUUUUUCAUAACCAUUCAGUGGACUUCUCUAAUACAACGAAGAAAAAUUUUGAAAGUUGUUUGGCAUUAAAUGCAAUGAGUAUUUUUAUAGCUUUAUAUUUUUAUACAAUUUAUACAUGCACAGGGUCAGUAUUUUUGUAACUUUGAUGUGCUUUCACAGAAUUUUUUUUACUUGCACUUACACAGUAUCAUCAUAUGUUUAUUUUCAUAUACAUGUAUUUUUGAUGAUAAUUUUUUUAACGACAUUUAAAUUUAUGUUAAAUAAACAGUUGGAUGUAAAUUGAAGAGAAAAAUCUUUAAAAAGCUGUAAAAGGAAAACUAUCUGUGCUUUAAGAUAAAACAAUUUUUUGUUAAGGAUAUUUCGUUGUACUUUUUCUUACAUCCUGUUUUGAUGAAUUUUGCCUAUUCAAAUAAUUGAAAUUUAGACUGUACAUAUAUUUUGACAGCAAGAUUUUAUCUUGGGAUUUUGUUUUCGACCAAGAAACCUUGCUAUCAGUGAUGACAUUAGCAAAAAAGUACAGUAGCUAUUUAUUGCAGAACUUUCUGCAUUGAUUGAUUCCACCAGUUUCUCAAUAUAUAUAUAUAU